Molecule: messenger RNA, 10718 nt
Organism: Corapipo altera (White-ruffed manakin)
Lineage: Eukaryota; Metazoa; Chordata; Aves; Passeriformes; Pipridae
Gene: PTPRB
Product: protein tyrosine phosphatase, receptor type B
Exons: 33
Coding region: 33-6401 (2122 amino acids)
Biological process (GO): angiogenesis; protein dephosphorylation
Molecular function (GO): protein tyrosine phosphatase activity; cadherin binding
Source: RefSeq, a predicted model, not a curated record
UAAGAGAAGCAUGGGGAGUUGCUAGAGGGAAAAUGGAUUCUUUAUUUCACGUCCUGGUUUCUACCUGUCUUGCCUUGACAUUCUCAGAAGGGUUUCUGAUUAUCCAUGUCCAGAAACAGCAGUGUCUUUCAGAAAAGAGAGGAGUCAUUAUGGAAAAGUGCAAUAUGACAAACCUCAACCAGAAGUGGCGGUGGACAGCAGAUGACAGGCUCCUCCAUGUGAAAUCUGCCCAGUGCCUGAGCAUCUCUACGCGCUCUGCUCUGUCCUCUCGCAGCAUCAUCGUUGAUUGUCCCCAGGCAGUCAGGUGGACUUGCCACGAGGAUGGGCUCCUGAAGGUGGCAAACAGCUCUCUUUUUCUCACAAAGCAAGGUCAGAAGGUAAUGGCCAAGCAGAGUAAAAAAUACCUUCAUACAUGGAUGCAGCUAGAAGCCAGUGAGACGGGAAAACCUGUUUAUGUAAAUCUGUGCUCAAAGCAAGAUCUCCAAGAUGCAGACACUUCUGUAUGGAGUAGUAGAACUACAUCCCCCUCUUCAAAUGCUGUUACUUCUAGGCCUGAAAAUAUGCUGAAGAGUAGCACAGAGAUGUUCAUCAGAAAUGUGACUGAACGAUUCAGUAAAAAUCCCAUUGAAAAGCUCUACUUUGACUUGAAAUCUGCAGUAACAGAGAACGCCUGGAUUCCAACACCCACUCUUCAAUACUACAGCACUACAGAAGAGGCCGCGCUGGGGCAGGCGGGAUGCAGCGCCAACCUGACGGAGCAGCGCGUCUUCGGGCAGAGCGUCCGGCUGCGCUGGAGCGCCGCGGGCCGCGCCUGCAACUUCAGCCUGAGCGGGCGCUCCGAGGACGGGGAGGCGGCCGGCUGCCAGCCCGCCCACGCGGGCAACGGGACCUACGACUGCACCCUGCGGGGCCUGGAGGCCGGGACCUGGUACCACCUCCACAUCGAGCCGUUCUCCGGCGGGGAGGCUCUCAACAUCUCCGUGCAGACAGAUCCCUUGCCGCCAUCUCGUUUGGAAAUUAAUAAGGAAAAGACUACACUCACAAGCUUGGAAGUUCAAUGGGAUCCUUCCUCAGGAAAGGUGGACUUGUAUAACCUAAUAUUAUUUGAUGAUGAUAAUAAAAAGAUACAAGAAGUCUCCGUACCAGGAAGCAUUUCAAAAACAGAAAAUACUUUUUUUAGUCUCAUCCCUGGGAAUAAAUACAACAUUGUCCUCAGUGCAGUCGCUGGAAAUAAGACUACCCCAGAACUUCACAUAAGUGGAUAUACUGCCCCUGCUGAAGUCUUAGAUUUGACAGUGACUAAUGAUGACAGCUUAGAUGCUUUAAAAGUUAAGUGGAGAAAACCUUUGGGAAACUUCGAUUUCUAUAAUAUCACUCUGUCUCAUCUUGGAUCAGUUAAAGGACUCAAAAUUGUGCAGCCACCAAUCACCGAGACUCACUUUGAUAAGCUAACUCCAGGACGUCUUUAUCAGGUUACUGCCCGCACAAUCAGUGGUGAACUGUUUACUGAUGGGAUGGCAACUGGCAGGACAUUUCCCCAGAACGUUUCAGAGCUUCAGGCCGGUUCUGGUGGCUGGCUGAGGUCUCUGCGAGUGACCUGGCUGCCCCCUGCGGGAGACUGGGAGAGGUACCACCUGCUCCUGUGGAACCGCACGGCCCUGCUGCUCAACACCACCCUCGAGAAGAAUACUACCGAGUACCUCAUCUGUGACAUGGGCCUCAUCCCUGGGAGGGAGUACGGCGUGGAUGUUGUUGUGGAGAGCGGUGAUUUGCAGAGCAAGACUAGUUGCACGGGGAGAACGGCUCCAGAGCCUGUUCUCCAGCUCCGUGUGAAGCAUGCUAAUGAAUCUUCACUUAGUGUCAUGUGGAUGACCCCUGUUGCAGAAUGGGACAGCUAUGUGGUUUCCCUGGGAGACAGUGAUCUUACUAUCAUAAAAAAAGAGCUUGAAAAAGAAGCUAAGGAAUUCACUUUCACUGGCUUGGUACCAGGAAGAAAAUAUACAGCUACCAUCACUACCAUUAGCGGGACUUUAAGCAACUGGACUUCAGUGGAAGGAAGAACAGUGCCAGCCCAAGUGACUGAUCUGAUUGUGGCAAGUCAGGGAUCAACCAACAGCUUAUUCACCAACUGGACAAGAGCUCUGGGAGAUGUAGACUCAUACCAAGUGCUAUUGAUUCACGAGAAUGUUGUCAUUAAAAAUGACACUGUUCCCAGUGAAACCAACAGAUAUCACUUCUAUGCUCUGAAAUCUGGAGGACUCUAUUCAGUUGUUGUCACCACUGUCAGUGGAGGGAUAUCUUCAAGGCAAAAGAUUGCAGAGGGAAGUACAGUUCCUUCCAGCGUGACUGGAGUAACAGUAAAUAACUCAGGUCGCAGUGACUACCUCAGUGUGUCUUGGCUGCCAGCUUCUGGAGAUGUAGACAGUUACUUGGUAACACUCUCUCACCAUGACCAGAUUGUUCAGACUCUCACCAUUCCCAAAUCCUUCAGUGAAUGCUCCUUCAGCAACCUUACUCCUGGAACACUUUACAAAGUGAUGAUAACCACAAAGAGUGGGAAGUAUGAAAAUUAUACCUUCAGCCAGGAACGAACAGUCCCUUCAAGUGUUCAGGGACUUACUGUCAGCAAUUCAGCCAGAAGUGACUACUUGAAGGUGUCCUGGUUACAUGCAUCUGGGUAUUUUGAUAAUUAUGAAGUGAUCAUCAGGAACAACAACGAUUUCAUCCAAACAAAAAGUGUCCCUAAGGAUGAAAAUGAAUGUGUGUUCACUAAUUUGGUCCCAGGGAGGCAGUACAGUGUCACGGUCAGCACAAGGAGUGGGAAAUACGAAACUAGUGAAAGGGUCUAUGGCAGAACAAUGCCAGAGUCAGUGAAGGAACUGACUCUUAGUAACAGGAGCACAGAAGAUCUGCAGGUAACUUGGUCAAAGGCUGAGGGGGAUGUUGAUAAAUAUGAGAUUCAACUCCUCUUCAAUGAUAUGAAGAUCUUCCCACCCAUUUUCCUUGGGAACACCAUUGAGGAGUAUUGGUUCACAGCUCUGACUCCAGGACGUCUAUACAAAAUUCUUGUCUUGACCAUCAGUGGAGAUGCACAACGUGCUACUUUCAUAGAAGGCCUGACAAUUCCAAGCGUGGUCAGAAACAUUCACGUGUCACCUAAUGGCAUGACAAACAGCCUGAAAGUGAGCUGGACUCCCGGAGGUGGAGAUGUUGAUUCCUAUACGGUGACCAUAUUUCAGCAAAACCAUCAGCUUGAUUCCCAGAGUGUCUCCAAACAUGUUUCUGAGCACACAUUUCACAAGUUGGAAGCUGGGGAGCAGUACCGGGUGGUGGUGCAGUCGAACAGUGGCACCUUGCACAACAGCUUAGCAGCUUUUGGGAGAACAAUUCCAGCCUCUGUCCAGGAAUUAUUAGCUGAUCAUGCUUACAGCAGUCAUUCCUUGUUAGUAACCUGGCAGAAAGCUCCUGGUGUAGCUGAGAGAUAUGACAUUCUGCUCCUGAAUGAACAAGGAGUCCUCCUGAGCAACAAAUCAGAGCCAGCUGCUGCCAAACAGCACAAAUUUGAAGAUUUAUUAGCUGGCAAGAAGUAUAAAAUACAAGUUUUGACAGUCAGUGGUGGGCUCUUCAGUAAGCAUGCAGAAACUGUUGGCCGAACAGUUCCAGCAGCUGUUACAAAUCUGAAAGUCACAGAGAACACCACUGAUCGACUGUCCUUCAGCUGGACCACCUCACAAGGGGAACUUGAUUCAUAUGACAUCUUCCUGUACAACCCAGACAAAUCCCUUCAUGACAGGAUUUCAGGAGAGCAGCACCUCCAGCAGUGUUCAUUCCAGAACCUACGUCAAGGCAGGAUGUAUCGAAUGGUGAUUGUUACCCACAGUGGAGACCUCACUAACGAGUCAUCUAUCUUUGGAAGAACAGUACCUGCCCCAGUCGUUGGUCUCAAGGCAUCCAACCGAAACAUGACAGACAGUCUGUGGUUCACUUGGGGUCCAGCAGCAGGAGAUGUUGACUUCUAUGAGCUGAAUCUUUAUAACCCAAAUGGGACACAGAAAGAAACCUGGCAAAGGAAAGACCUGAAAGAGUGGCAUUUCCAGGGGCUCAUUCCUGGCAGAAAGUACACUUUGGUUGUGGUGACUCACAGUGGUGACCUGAUCAACACAGCAAACGCUGAAGGAAGAACAGCACCCAGCCCCCCUAACACUGUAUCGUUUACUGAUGUUGCAAACACUUCUUUAUCAGUCACGUGGCUGGGUCCUCCAGACUGGACAGACUAUGACGAUUUUGAGUUGCAGUGGCUUCCAAAGGAUCCCCUCACAGUAUUCAAUCCCUACAGCAGCAGCAAAUCUAAAGUACGUAUCAUCUAUGGCCUGCGACCAGGAAGACUCUAUGAGUUCAGCGUCAGAACCGUCAGUGGCGAUAACUGGAAGACAUACAGUCAGUCACAGUCUGCAAGUGUGAGAACGAAACCAGACAAGAUACAAAGUCUUCACUGUCGGCCCCAAACCUCUACUGCCAUCGCGUGUUCCUGGACUCCUCCUGAUUCUGACUUUGAUGGGUAUAGCAUUGAAUGCAAAAAAAUGGACACUCGUGAAGUGGAAUUUUCUAAAAGGAUAGAAAAAGACAAAUCUCUACUUAAUAUCAUGACCCUCGUUCCCCAUAGACGAUACCUGGUGUCCAUCAAGGUGCAUUCUGCAGACAUGACGAGUGAAGUAGUUGAAGACAGCACCAUCACAAUGAUUGAUCGUCCCCCUCAGCCACCUCCAGACAUACGAGUGAACAAAAGAGAGGUGCUGAUUACCAAAUCCUCCAUCAACUUUACUUUUAACUGCAGCUGGUUUAGUGAUACUAAUGGAGCUGUGAAGUACUUUACUGUGGUUGUGAGAGAGGCUGAUGGUAGUGAAGGACCAAAGCCUGAUGAGCAGCACCCAUUACCUUCCUACCUGGAGUACAAACACAACGACUCUAUACGCAUCUACCAGACAAAUUAUUUUGCCAGUAGAUGUGCUGAAAAUCCGGACAGCGACUAUAAAAGCUUUGACAUUAAGCUUGGAGGAGAAAUGGAAAAUCUGGGAGGAAAGUGUGAUCCAGAUCACCACAAAUUCUGUGAUGGACCUCUAAAGCCUCAAACUGCUUAUAGGAUCAGCAUACGAGCUUUUACCCAGCUUUUCAGUGAAGACCCGAAGGAACUUCCUAAACCACUCUUUGCAGACACCUUCUUCUCUUUGCCCAUCACUACAGAGGCAGAGCCUCUGUUCGGAGUUAUUGAAGGUGUGAGUGCUGGCUUGUUUCUGAUUGUGAUGUUGGUGGCUGUUACUGCUUUAUUUGUCUGCAGACAGAAAGUUGGCAGUGGCCAUGAGAGAUCUACAGCAAGGCUGAGCAUUCGCAGGGACAGGCCACUGCCAGUCCAUCUGAACCUGGGGCAAAAAGGGAACCGGAAAACUUCCAGUCCAAUCAAAGUCAGUCACUUUGAAGCACACUUCACCAAACUUCAAGCAGACUCCAACUACCUUCUGUCCAAGGAGUAUGAGGACUUGAAAGAUGUGGGUCGAAACCAGACGUGUGACAUAGCACUUCUGCCAGAGAACAGAGGGAAAAAUCGAUACAAUAAUAUAUUACCCUAUGAUACAUCAAGAGUGAAGCUUUCCAAUGUGGAUGAUGACCCUUGCUCAGACUACAUUAAUGCAAGCUACAUACCAGGCAAUAAUUUCCGCAGGGAAUACAUAGCAACUCAGGGCCCUUUGCCUGGCACGAAAGAUGAGUUCUGGAAGAUGGCAUGGGAGCAAAAUGUUCACAAUAUUGUCAUGGUAACCCAGUGUGUUGAGAAGGGCCGGGUAAAGUGUGAUCACUACUGGCCCCUCGAUCAGGAUUCCUUGUACUAUGGAGACCUGAUCGUUGAGAUGUUGUCUGAAUCAGUGCUCCCAGAAUGGACGAUAAGAGAGUUUAAAAUCUGCAGUGAAGAGCAACUUGACUCAACAAAGCUCAUUCGUCACUUCCACUACACUGUAUGGCCAGAUCAUGGUGUGCCAGAGACCACCCAGUCCCUGAUUCAGUUUGUCAGAACUGUAAGAGAUUAUAUCAACAGGACCCCAGACACAGGACCAACUAUUGUACACUGCAGUGCUGGCGUUGGCAGGACUGGCACAUUCAUUGCACUAGACCGAAUUCUGCAACAGCUGGAUUCAAAGGACACUGUCGACAUUUAUGCAGCAGUACAUGAUCUAAGGCUUCACCGUGUUCACAUGGUUCAGACAGAGUGUCAAUAUGUGUAUCUACAUCAAUGUGUGAGGGAUGUGUUAAGAGCCAGAAAACUUCGCAGUGAACAAGAAAAUCCCUUAUUUCCAAUAUAUGAAAAUGUGAAUCCAGAGUAUCACAGAGAUGCUGUUUAUUCAAGGCACUAAGAAUGUUAGAGAUAUCUACUUUUGUGACCACACUUGUUAACUCGGGGGUUUGUUUGGGAUUUUUUGUAUGUGUAUUUCAUGCACCAGAAAGGUGCCAGACCUUUCUGAUGAGACUGUAUAAUUUAUUGGUCUGGUGAUUUUUUAAAAAGAUAUAUAAUUUAAAUAUAAUAGGUAUUAAUGUAUAUAAUUGUAUUUUGGCAUUAUGUAAAUAUGUAUUUUUUCUAUAUUGUUUAUAUUAAUAUUAUGCUUCAGAUAAUACUAUUUUUUUUCUUAUCACAGUUUUUAUAAACUGUUCUACAUAAACUAUUUUUAAUUCAUUGGCUAACAGGACUGCUGCAUCUGGGGCGGUAUUGGCAUGACACAGGAAAAAUCCUUUAAGGAGAACCUCAUUUUUUUUAACUAGUUCAGUGUUUGUGAGAUGAAAUAAGCUACUAUUAAGCAAGGGAACAGUAGUCCUGUAUAGGAGUUACAAUGCUACUCUACACUUUAAACUUACUGCUUUUCAUCUGAGAAAAAUGGGUAUAACCUGUAACACAAUGACAUACCUUUUACAGAACUCAGUAACAACUGAGCAAAACAGGGUUCACCUCACCGGAAGCAACUGUUUCAGUCUAAUGUGACAUAGGAGAAAAAUAUUGAGCAACAUAACGCUGCAGUGAAGUCUAAUAGACCUAUCUCCCACCACAUACUUUGAGGGGAGACAGGUCAUAUUCUGAUUUCUUUACACUGGUUUAAGAGAGCAGAAUCAGACCACAACCUGUCUAUGCGUUUUCAUGUGUGAAUAAUUAUAAUUAAGAAAAAUGUUCAAAAAAUGCCUCAGACAUUUGUGUUAACAGACCUGUGAGGAUGUGAAGUCUUGACAACUUCCUUAGCUCAUUAGAAACAAUGUUGUGCCAUGAGAGCCAAAAAGUAGAUAGAUUGCAAACAUAUAUAUCUCUAACAAUUAACACAACUGGCUUUAUGCUACUUGCCCCAAGUGUUGAUCACCUUCAAAGUUUGGCCCCAGCAUGUCUGCAUAGAAAGAAUCCUCCACGUGAAUGUUGCCUGAUGCCCACCAACAAGGGCAGUUGGAACGGAAAAAGGCUCAUCGGUAAGCCAGGGAAUGUAGGCUGGCAGGUCUGUGCUAAUCAUAGAAUCAUCAAAUGGUUUGGUUUGGAAGAGACCUUAAAGACUAUCUAGUUCCAACUCCCCGUGCCCCAGGCAGGGAGUCAUUACUCAAAACAUUUACUGACUAGCAAGAAGUAAAAUCAAAGAGCACUCAGCAGGUAUCCUGUCCAGCCAAGUGGAUUAUGCACAGCCUCUCUCCUCUGCAGAGGCUUCUCACUCAAGGGUCUAAACGCUGUUCAGCUAUUCUUUGUCUUUUUAGGUGUUCUUCAAAGAAAUGGAGAAUAACUAUGUACUGCCUCUUCUCUAUCACAAAAAGAAAGAAAGGCUUGAUAAUUCUUCUUUCAUAUAUCUACCUAUACAUUCCCUAGAGAAAACUUAGCUUGUUACUGAAGACAAUUGCCUAAAUUCAACUUCUGUUUUGGAGAUAAAUAAAUACUUUUGAAGGCCUUCUGAGAACCAGUCAAUAAGUGGCUAAGUGCCUAACUGAGGAACUGCUGUGGCCCUGUGCCACAUGCCUUACUGGAGCUGCAUCCUCCUUGCUGUAGGAAUAUCUGCCUGACAGUGGCUGAAGAAAUCUACCAGGCAGCUCCUGGUAGAGUUUUCUUAAGAAAUCAUUCCAAAGCAGAACCAGCAGGACUAUGCACAUCCAUAUCCCCGUGGUCUUCUUAGAGAGAAGGAAACAGCCUGAUAGUCACUCUUCCUUCCUACUCAUCUGGAGUCUCAUCCUUUCUUGACCAAAUAUCCUCAUAUGCCUCAGAAGCCACCCUUCAUAUCAGCUUUCACAGCUGCUCAAAACAUGGAAGCUUGGUUAAUCUUUUAGGUGUUUCUGUAUGAAAAUACUGUUCAUUCCUCCUGUACAUCCUCUUUGGCACCACACAAACCCCAAAAUCCACCACCCUUAAUUGGAACUGAAAAAGAAAGGAACUAGCAUUAGAGUGGAAGACAUUUUCACAGGGGAAAUCUAAGCAAAACCACAAAGAAAUGUUCAGAGUGCUUUUUUUCUCUGUUUCCUUUGCUAGAUUAACUAGGUUAGCAAGCAAGGACAAACAAGCAUGGCAGCUUUACAUCGACUGUUGACCCUGCUAAUAACCGCUGGACUUAAGGCGUCAUAAAAACUGCUGUUGUGUUACAUGUGCUGCAUUUAGUCCUUUCUUUUUUCAGGGAUAGCUGAGGAGCAAAGGUCACCAUGUUAGUUACCAGCACAUGUUAAUUACACUGUGAAGACAUACCAAAUGUAUCCUAUAAAUUACUUCACGCUAUAUAUCACUGUGUGAUUUUUUUAGUGCUGAGGAAUAGAACUCACUCAGUAACAAAGGAUCUGAGAGCAAAAGUCUGAUUGCACACUGUGUAUGCAUGUUGUGCAUCAUUUUCAGAAAGACGCACAUCAUUUUACUCUUUAUUUUAUUGUUCUCAGCUCCCUUGUCUGCAUCUACAGAGUUCACAAAUGUGUACCCAAAACGAUAAUGUCAUAGCAGACGACUAGUUUCAUCUUUUCUCUCAGCUAAUAAUGGACACAGUUCAUAAGCAUCUUCCUCUUCAUCACUUAUUAAUGUGACAGAUGACCUUAAGUGCUCUGGCAGAGUGCUCACAAGCAGCUUUACAUCUCUGCCCAGCUAGGUCACACAUAAGACAGUCCACACACAUUAUUGCUCUGGUUCUGCUCUCUAGCCAAUUCUGCUCAUAUGAAACCAGUGUAAAUCCAGUGAGAAAAAGUUAAAACUAUCUAUGUAGCAUAUUAACAUAAAACGCCUACAUAGCAGUAUAAUUAAUUAUAUUUACUGUGCCUCUAAGCUGAAUAACAGGCCUGAUGGGAAAUUGUUAAUGUAACAAGAAUGGAUUUGAAGGAGACUGUACUGAACAGAGACAGGUCUUAAGGAAAAAGAUAUCUUUUGAAUGUCCAUGGAUAACGCUCAGAAUUCCCUUCUUGAUGUUUCCCAAUAAUAAUGUUAUAAAGCAAGGCUAGUGUUGUAGCAGAUCCAUAAGCUACGAUUUGCACACUUGGAGCCCAGUCCUGCGAAUCUCUGGAUUGUCCACAAAGCUACCUGAGUACUUUCACGAAAGUCAACCAGAAUGCUUGCCUGAAGAAAAUACCAUUCCACUUCUGAAGCACUUGCAGAGUUGGGCUUUUAGGUUAAUUCAAAUUUUUGUAUUGAAAGUUAUUUAAUAAUGAAAAAAUUGUAAUAAAUGAGUUUUUUAAUCUGUGCAAUACAAUUACAAGAUCCACUACCGAAUGUAGGGAAAAAAAGGAUUUUACAUAGCUGGAGUUGAUAAGUGAUAUUUUUUGUUACUAAUGGAACACAAAAGUGGGUGAGAGAAAUAGGCAUACUGUGAAGAUGUCAUAAAAGUGCAACUUUAUACAUUUUUCUCUGCUGCUAUAGUUAUUUAGCAAUAAAUAAUGCCUAAAAUUGCCAGAAAUAUUAUUUUGUGCCAUGAUAUACUAUGAAUUUCCUUUCAGUUGUAGAACAGAGAAAAGAAAAUGUGUGAGCUUUAAGUUUAUAUUAUGUAUUGUAUAUGGUUAUUUACGCUUUAACUUUGAAACCAGAAGUUAAAUACAAGACAGAGAGGAGUACAUGAGCACUUAGCCAAGCUCCUCAGCCUGGGAUUUAAUAUAUGGGACAGUAACCAUCUAAUCACUAUAUUAGCAUCUCCUCCCAGGGCUGCAGAUUAGAGAAAUGCAUCUGACAUUCAGAGAUACUGCAUACUGCAGCCACAGCUUCAUGACCAAGGAGUGGUGUAGCAAGUGUUUAACAUUUAUUCAGAUUUCUUUCCAUACUUCAGACAUACAAUUUGUGUGAAUAAAAUGCAUUAUAGAAUGACCACCACUCCCAUGAUGGCCCUGUCACAGAUGUGUGGGCUCUGGAGCUGUGAGCUUUGGGACCUAUAGUUCCGGUGGCAACUCACUGUAGACCCUGUGCCCUCAACUAUCCCUCUCAGGCUGAUAGUGUCAGACUCCUCAGCUGUUGGUAGCACCACUAUGGCCAAAGAAAAAACCCACAAUUUUGAAAUGUGUCUAGCCGUAAAUUCUUUCCUGGAGUAAAGUGUCUGAAAAACGUCUUCAGCACAUAUUCCUUUCUCAUAUGCAAUAUAAUUACUUAUAAUGACUUUUCCUAACAAACACUGGAUGAACACAGAACUGUGCUACUAUUGUCAAUUUAAUUUAUGCAUUUAAGUAUAUUUUUAUAUUUUUAACUACAGUCAACAAAACAAAUA